Molecule: messenger RNA, 960 nt
Organism: Adineta steineri
Lineage: Eukaryota; Metazoa; Rotifera; Eurotatoria; Adinetida; Adinetidae
Source: the annotation of a GenBank genome assembly
AUGUCCACAGACGUAUCUUUAAAAGAAAUAACUCAACAUAUAUCACCAGCAAGUCUUAAAAGAGAAUUUAGUGAGCAUCAUGUGACAACUCCACAAACACUUCAUGUUCUUCAAUGGAAUGUUCUUGCUCAAGGUUUAUCCAAUCCGGAAGGAAAUUUUGUACGAGUUAAAAAAGAAACUGUAUCUUUUGAUAAUCGUAAAUGGCGUAUUCUUGAACAAAUUCUAAUUCGUCAACCUGAUCUAUUCGCAUUAGAAGAAGCAGAUAUAUAUGAAUGUUUUCUUAAAGAACAUUUAUUAAAACAUGGAUAUACUUGUUUUUUUACACCAAAACCAAAAUCUCCAUGUUUUGUAUUUGAAAAUGAUUCUGAUAAUUUUAAAGGACCUGAUGGUGUUCUUCUCUGUUAUAAAACACAAUUAUUCGAUGAAAUUCAUCGAUAUUAUUAUCAACAAUCCGAUGAUGAUACACGAGGAAAACCGUUUUUUGCAAUUCUUGAAUUAAAACAUAAAUCAUCAUCGAAAAAUAUUAUUUUUAUUGGUACACAUUUAAAAUCAAAAAAAUCAUUUGCAGAUCUACGUAUUACUCAAACAGACGCUAUUCUUCAAUAUUUAACUAAAAAUUAUUCAACACAAAAACAUGUGAUUAUUGCUGGUGAUUUUAAUGGUGAAUCUGAUGAGCCUUUCUAUGAUAGUAUAUGUAAGACUGGUUUUUCUAGUGCCUAUCGAACGUUAUUAAAUGACAGAGAACCUCCGUUUACAACAUGGAAAUUUCGAGCACAUGAUGAAGUUGAAUUUGAACAAUGUGGAUGUAUUGAUUAUAUUUUUUAUAAGCCAGAAGGUUUUGUACCAAUAUCAAUAUUAAAAUUACCAACUAAAGAAGAAAUUGGUGUUAAUGGUCUUCCAUCAAAUGAAUAUCCAUCAGAUCAUUUAGCUAUUGAAACAAUUUUUAAUAUUAAUCCUUGA